ACUUAGCAUAGCUGGAUACAUUUUUCAAUUGAUUAUUUGAAGACGAACGUUCAUUUUAAAGAAUACAUAUAUUACUGAAAACAGAGGCUAAAAAGUUCCAUGAAUCAAAUUAGAUACAAUAUCCGCAUGUUAAAUUUGACUUCACAUGUGCAUGAAAUCCAAAUGUUAAAUUCGACUUCAAAUUCAAGCAGUAAUGAAGUAGUACCAGAAGAGAUAUAUGUAUUUUUAGGAGUUUAUUUAUCUGUGGUAUGUUUCGUUGGUAUUUUGGGGAAUACCACUGCUUUGUUUGUCUUUUUCAGACAUGCACACCUCCGAACACGGAUCAAUGUAUUCAUCAUUGCGCUUCUGAUAAACGAUUUAAUCUUGUGUGUUUUUGGCAUUCCUCUAUCAGCGGCAUCAAAUUUUCAUGGAUACUUUGUAUGGGACUUCUCAGUUUGUGUAUUUCAAGGAUUUAUAAUGUUUUUUGGGAGCAUGAGUAGCAUGUAUAUUUUAAGUGCCAUUUCAUUAAGUAGAUACAUUGUUAUAACCAGACAAAUGUCUGCCGUGGUUGUUAACAACACAGUGAGCGCUACGAUGCUGGCAUUUUGUUACAUUUUGGGAUUAUUUUGGAGCGCAAUACCUUUUUCGGGAUGGACACGUUAUGAGUAUGAGGCUAUAGGAACCACGUGUUCGGUAGCUUUGGAUAGUGCGGACUUCUAUGUGCUUAGUUACAAUAUUUGUAUAUUCGUAUUUUGUUACUUGGUCCCUGUAAUAACCAUGAUAUUCUGUUACUGUAAGAUACUUCAGACGAUUCGAAGUUCAAACAAAAAUUCAGUAUGGGGCAAGCACAGUAGAAUAUUACAGAACAAGUUAAAACUUGAAAAGAAGCUAAUGAAAACUGUUAUACUAAUGAUUGGUGCUUUCUUACUUUCAUGGACACCAUACGCAGUUGUUGCAUUCUGGAGAGCGUUUGGAUUAGGAAAUGUUCCAGUCGUAGCCAGUGGAAUUCCUGCGAUUCUUUCUAAAACAUCAGCUAUAUGGAAUGUUUUUAUAUACACGUUUAGUAAUACACAGUUCAGAGAUGCUUUAUAUCAGUUGAUUCCAUGCCAGGACUUACGAAAGAAACUGAUUCCUUCAAAUGACAGUUCUGGAUCUCCAGAAAAAAUUAACCAGCCGAGUAGUGCUCAAAGGAAAGAGUUGCUCACGUGCAGUGAUGAUAAUGAAUGUAUACCAUUGGAGAAAGUAGAAACAUAAUUAUUAAAUAUAAAAUACAAACAAACUGUGGUCUAAAGAAAAGAAAUAGGAAAAACAAAACAAACUAUGGUUUAAGGAAGAGACAGUAGAAAAAAUAUACAGACUAUGGUCUUAAGAAGAGAAAGUAGAAACAUUAUACAAACUAUGUUCUAAAGAAGAGAAAUAAGAAUCACAAUGAUGAAAUAUAACAUACAAACUGAGGAGAAACAAGAAUCACAAUGAUGAAAUAUAUCAUACAAACUGUUGUCUAAAGAAGAGAAAAUAGAAUACAUCCUUUAAU
This is a messenger RNA of Mytilus trossulus (common blue mussel), 1513 nucleotides long. RefSeq names its product parapinopsin-like. Bases 100 to 1233 code for a protein of 377 amino acids. Gene Ontology annotation, cellular component: photoreceptor outer segment; plasma membrane. Gene Ontology annotation, molecular function: G protein-coupled photoreceptor activity. Lineage: Eukaryota; Metazoa; Mollusca; Bivalvia; Mytilida; Mytilidae. Gene Ontology annotation, biological process: cellular response to light stimulus; G protein-coupled receptor signaling pathway; phototransduction. The transcript has 3 exons. The record is from RefSeq and is a predicted model, not a curated record.